This is a messenger RNA of Varanus komodoensis (Komodo dragon), 5101 nucleotides long. It is a transcript of the gene ABLIM3, whose product is annotated as actin binding LIM protein family member 3. Lineage: Eukaryota; Metazoa; Chordata; Lepidosauria; Squamata; Varanidae. The coding region runs from base 462 to 2576 and encodes 704 amino acids. Gene Ontology annotation, molecular function: actin filament binding. Gene Ontology annotation, cellular component: actin cytoskeleton; stress fiber. Gene Ontology annotation, biological process: lamellipodium assembly; cytoskeleton organization; cilium assembly. The record is from RefSeq and is a predicted model, not a curated record. The transcript is spliced from 22 exons.
GGCUCUGAGGAAGGCUGCGCAGCGUGGAUCGGUGGGGAACGCGGGGUGGAGGGUGGGGGGUGAGAGGAGGCACCUUGCCCUGGCGGAUUUCUCAGGGCUCUUCUUCCUCGCUCUCUGUCUCUCUGUCUCUCUCUGUCUCUCUCUCCUUUUUUGAACCCCACCCCUGACCUUAUUAUCUGCCUGCCCAAGAUUAAGCGCAAAGACAGUAGUCCAGAGAGAAAAUAGCAUGGGAUCAAGGCGACACCUGCAGAUGAAUUAGACCGGAGGGAGGAAAAGACGUAUAAUUCUUUAGGGAAGAUUCUGCUUCCCCCCCUGCCUCCACCUCGCGCCUUAAAAAGCAGGGAAGAAAGAAUAAGACCCGCUCCAAAGGAAAAGAGCGGGAGAGGACCACGCAAGGAAUCGGGGGGAAUUUAAAGGACCGUUUCCCUCCCUUUGUUGAAUGAGAACAGCGCCGGAUCACCAUGAGCACCAGCACAGUUCCUUUUCAACAAAACCCAUACAACUCUGGGGGUCGUCCCACCAUAAUCCAGUGCUAUCGCUGUGGAGAUACCUGUAAAGGAGAGGUGGUGCGUGUCCAGAGCAAUCACUUCCACAUCAGAUGCUUCACCUGCCAAGUGUGCGGCUGUGACCUGGCUCAGUCGGGCUUCUUCUUCAAAAAUGGCGAGUACAUCUGCACCCGUGACUACCAGCAGCUGUAUGGCACCCGCUGUGACAGUUGCCAGGACUUCAUCACCGGAGAGGUUAUCUCAGCCCUCGGCCGGACUUACCAUCCCAAGUGCUUUGUGUGCAGCGUGUGCAGGAAGCCAUUCCCCAUUGGAGACAAAGUUACAUUCAGUGGCAAGGACUGUGUUUGCCAAACCUGUUCUCAUUCGCUGAUAAGCAACAAACCCAUCAAGAUCCACGGACCAAGCCAAUGUGCAGGUUGCAAGGAGGAGAUUAAGCAAGGUCAGUCACUCCUGGCCCUAGAGAAACAGUGGCAUGUCAGCUGCUUCAAGUGCCAAACCUGUGGAAUCAUCCUGACUGGAGAAUAUAUUAGCAAGGAUGGCAUCCCGUACUGCGAAUCCGACUACCACGCCCAGUUCGGCAUUAAAUGUGAGACCUGCAACCGGUACAUCAGUGGAAGGGUUCUGGAGGCAGGAGGGAAGCAUUAUCACCCCACUUGUGCCAGGUGUGUGCGUUGCCACCAGAUGUUCACAGAAGGAGAAGAGAUGUACCUCACAGGUUCCGAAGUGUGGCAUCCCAUCUGCAAACAAGCAGCAAGAGCAGAAAAGAAGCUAAAGCACAGAAGAACUUCAGAAACCUCCAUCUCCCCACCUGGCUCCAGUAUUGGUUCCCCCAACCGAGUCAUCUGUGCUAAAGUGGAUAAUGAGAUCCUUAAUUACAAAGACCUAGCUGCUCUUCCCAAGAUUAAAGCCAUCUACGAGGUGCAGCGUCCUGACCUCAUUUCCUAUGAGCCCUAUCACAGAUAUACAUCGGACGAGACGCUGGAGAGAUAUAGCUAUGGGGAGUCUCUUGGAACAUUGUCUCCAUAUUCUCAGGACAUUUACGAAAGCAUGGACAUCAGGCAGAGGCGAGCCUCCAGCCCAGGCUACAUUGACUCCCCCACCUACAGCCGCCAAGGCAUGUCUCCCACUAUCCCGCGCUCUCCGCAUCAUUAUUACCGCUCAGCUGCUGCAGAGAGUAACAUCUACCGGAAACCUCCCAUCUAUAAAAGACACGAUGCCCAAUCUGCAGCUACUAAAAGCAAAACCAGUGAGGAUAUAGCACACACCUCCAAAUACAGCCCAGCCUAUUCUCCAGACCCAUAUUACCACUCAGAGACAGAGUACUGGACUUUUCAAGGGUCACCUAAAGCACCACGUGUUCGGAGGUUUUCAUCAGGGGGAGAAGAAGAUGGGUUUGACCGAGGAAUGCAUAAAAUCCAGACUGGCAUCGGCAGGUUGAUACUGAAGGAAGAAAUGAAGGCACGAUCCAAUUCCUAUGCUGACCCCUGGACACCACCCCGCAGCUCAGCUGGCAGCCGAGAAGCUCUUCAUACAGCUGGCUACGAAGGCUCCUUGAAUGGUUCGCCUCGGACACAUUACCUGGCUGAUAGUGAUCCCCUCAUUUCUAAAUCUGCCUCUCUUCCCGCUUACAGAAGGAAUGGACUGCACCGGCCUCCCAGUGCUGAGCUCUUCCACUACGACAGCACGAAUGCUGUCAACUGGGGGAUGCGAGAAUACAAGAUUUACCCUUAUGAGCUGCUCCUGGUGACAACGAGGGGGAGAAACCGCUUGCCCAAAGAUGCAGACAGGACUCGCCUAGAGGUACGGCACAUCCCCCCAGCAUUCCUGACAGCGCCUGGGUAUGGUCCGAUCAGCCUGCUCCUCUGGCCCUUUCCAUGCAAAAGCACAUUUCCAGCAAGGCUGUGCCUAUCAGCUCCGGGUGUAGCACAAGAAAGAGCGCCACCUGUCUCCAGAGGAAUUUUACCAGGUCUUUGGCAUGACCAUUGCGGAGUUCGAUCGCCUGGCCUUGUGGAAGAGGAACGAGCUGAAGAAGCAGGCACGGCUCUUUUAAAAGCAGUGCAUUAUAUAUAAAUAUAUAUAUACACACACACCUAUAAAUAUAUACAUAUAUAUAUAAUUAUAUUAUAUAUAUAUCUAUAUAUAUAUAUAUCUAUAUAUAUAGAAAGAUCUCUAUAUUGAAACUCUGUAUAACUCUUUUUUGUUGUACAGUAGAACCUUGGCUGCUUUCUUUCGAAGCCUGUAGAGUGAAUUGAAGCCUCCCAGAUAUUUUUAUGCUCUCUUUCUUUUAUUCCUUUUUUUAAUGUAAUUGUUAUUUGAGGGAAAGUUUUUGAGCAGGGUGGGCGGGGAGGAGGAGGGAUCCUGUUUUUAUACGGAACUUUUUCUUACGUGAAUGUCAGGCCAUCCUGGGCAUUAUGAUAUCUCACCUGUGAGUCUCUUCGCUCCAUGCCCAGCCCAGGGAAGGGAGGUCACUGGUGGCAAGAGGGACUGACUCUGCAGGGAACAAAACAUCAUUGCUUACACCCAAACAUGGCUUGAGGCAGCCUUCACCCGCCUGCAGCGAUGGGUUAGACUCAAUGGCAAGCAACUCAGCGAUCACGGGCGAAUGCUCGGAGCUGGAGUCCGAAGCAGCCGGAGCUCCCCAGGCUGGGGAAGCUGGGCUGAUGAACAGCAGAAGCCCUCCGGAGGCUGGAUCAGGCUGCAGGUUCGUCUCGCCCAGCCUCAGUGGUCAGCCCAACACCUUGUCCUUCUUUGCUGUUAGAUCCCUGUUCCUCUGCCUUAGCCACGUCCUGGGCUAUGUGUGCGCGCACUACACGGCGUCCUUUAAAAAAGUAAUAAUUCUGCAUCAGGAAAAAGUGGAUGAUGAGGCUUGGAUGUACUAUGAAAAUUGAACUUAUUUGCAUACCCAGCAGUCAUUCAGAUGCCCCUGAAACCUAAUAAGCAGAGCUGGAAGGUGAUGGCCACCCAGCACCCUAGUUUGUCCCCAGUAUCUGGUAACCAGACAGACAGCUUCUGCAUGUGCUUCUGAUCACCUGCUCUUGCCAGUAGGCAUGAUCAGGCCUGUCAUCCAUGAGCACAGACCAUGUUCGCCUGCUGAACGGCAUUGUCUUCUCACCACGGUGGCAGGCACGCCGCUCCACCCACUCCGCAGCAACCCCCUGGAAGUAGUCAGCUGGGGCACUUACUGAGCCCCACUCUGGUUUCAGGGGGUCUACCAGGUAUUCUUGCUUUCUUACAAGGCACGAGCUGGGGUUCUUGGGGGGCUGAAUUCUGUGUGCACUUAAGUAGCAAAUUCCGUAUGCCUUCUGCACCUGAACGGGUGCACGGAAUGUAUACAGCCCUAGGCCAGUCUUGCCCAGCCUGGUGUCUCCAGAUGUUUUGGCCAUCAGCUCUCAUCACCCCCAGCAGCAUGGCCAAUGAAAAGGAAUGCUGGGAGUUGUAGUCCAAAUUACCUGGAGGGCACCAAGCAGGGGAAAAGCUGUGCUAGCCCCAUCCAUGAAUGUGCCAGUUAAAAACAGCCGCCACCCCCUUCCUUUCCUUUAGCAUCAACUUCCAUCAGUCAAUUUGUGUGAGGUAUAGCUACCAGCCAGUUAAACCAGUAAGCACUGCCAUGGGCACUUAAUUUUACAAAGAUCAAAACCUUUCCUUUCCCUUUUUUUUUUUUUUUUUUUGCUAGAUUUCCCGAGGAAAUCAACAUUGCUUUCUCUUUUCUCUUUUGACUGUGUCCUUUAAAUAAGCUUUGUCUCUUGUUGUGAAGAAGUGAUAUUGGAGGCAUUGCAUCUCAACUUUGUGGUUUGUAUAAGACUUGGGUCCGUUCUAAUAAAGCAUUGGACUUACCUGAGGAAUCAAACCCUGACAUUUCAAAUGGGCAUCACAAGAGAUGGAUCAUAAGGGGGGAAAAAGAGAUGAAGUGGGAGGAGCCUUUGUACUUGCUGGUACAUCUUGCGCACCCUUCUUUUAUAUUGAUUUCGCUGGGUUAUCUGGCCUCUCAUGGCCCAUCAGCAAUACCUCCAAUACCAGAUUAAAUCAACAUGAUAGCCUUCUGAAUGAAGAAAUGUAAAUGGAAUGUCUUUAUCUCUGUGGGAAAUUGUAGGUUUGUUCUGCUUUCUUAAAAAAACUUUUCUUAUCUAAUACACUGUUUGAAAAAAAAAGGGAUUGUGUGUUGUCUCAUGUUUUUGUCUCGAUUGGCACUCUUCUGCUUUGGAAAUAAUUGGGAAGACAAGGUUCAAAAUGGUGGAUUUCCUGGUAGGCAGGCAAGUGCCAUGGCCAUCCAUGCUGUAUGCACUGGCCCACUUUUGCAAAACAGAUGUGGACAGCAUAGUGCUGCCUCUUUUUAUCCAUUUCUGAUUGUCUCCAAAGCCUUAUACAGAACUUGGUGGAUGCUCUCCCUUGAUGAAGGUCUGUAAGCAAAGCCUGGACAGCCAUCUCUUGGCAUGUUCCACAUCUGGAUUACCUGCACUGGGUAGCAAGCAAGGAAACCACGAAACUGACUUUCCACUCACACUUUUUUACUCUAUGGGGAAAAGAAUGUUCUUGGCUCAGGAAGCACUGCAGGAUUACCCCAUAUCCUAUAGAAUGAUAAGAAGUACUCAGGAAUU